Molecule: messenger RNA, 654 nt
Organism: Leptosia nina
Lineage: Eukaryota; Metazoa; Arthropoda; Insecta; Lepidoptera; Pieridae
Source: the annotation of a GenBank genome assembly
AUGUCACUAAGUCACCAAAGAAUAAUUCUAGUUCUUGCGUCUUUUAGUUGCGCAAGCGCAGAUAAUUUAAAUAAAGACAAGCGUAGCUUACCGUCGCACUUUUAUUCGCAAAGCGAUGAUUUUAGUGGUGAUAUAUGUCCGCGUUAUAUAGAAAAUAAUAGAUUUAAUAUUGACAAGCUGGCGGAUGUGUGGCAGACCGUAUACCAUAGUGCGCCGGAUAAAGUGCCAUGUUUCAAAAUGUUAAUCAAGAAAGUUGGUGAGGAGGAGAGGAAAUCGAACCAAGCAAGCUAUGGAUUACUAAGUGAUGAUGUUCAUUGGGAUAAUUGCACUUUAGAGAUAAAAGCGACGGGAGUCCAAGUCGUCAAACGAAGGCACUUCUUGCAACAAACCAUCGCGAACCACGGGAUAUUGCUCAACAUUAUUAUAGAAAUGGAUACAACAAACCAUUUAAUACACGACAACCCCGAUCAAUGGUUUGUGAUGAAGAAUCUGCUGACAGUGAGAGACUGUUCCACUGGUGACCUGGUUAUUUUUAGCAGAGUGCCGUACCAGCCAGGCCGUGACGUCAUAGAGAGUCUUCUAGACAAAUUCAAGAAUAAAGAACCAGGAUCAUGGACAUGUGAUGAAACAUUAAAACCCAUUAUAAGAAACUAA